UUGUUUGCCCCCCCCUCCUCCAGCCCCUCACGUCGCGCUCCGUUUGGGCGACUGUGAGGGAGCCGAGAAGAGGAAGGAGGGCCAAGAUGUCGGCGGGGAACGGAGAGGGCUGGGACGGCAACCGGCAGCGCGGCGCCGGCGGCGGGAAAGGGCCCGCGGCUCAAGCCCCGCGCGGGGGGCUCCUCAACCGCUUCGUCAGGCUCCCGCCGGGCCCGGGCCGAGGCGGCCACAGAGUCCCACCAGCCAGAAGCGGCCACCGUUGUGUGGCAGACAAUGCCAACUUGUACGUGUUCGGCGGAUACAAUCCUGACUAUGAUGAGUCCGGAGGGCCAGAGAAUGAAGACUACCCACUCUUCAGGGAGCUUUGGCGAUACAACUUUGCUACCGGCACUUGGCAUCAAAUGGGCACAGAGGGUUACAUGCCUCGAGAGUUGGCAUCUAUGUCACUUGUGUUGCAUGGGAAUAACCUCUUGGUCUUUGGUGGCACCGGAAUCCCCUUUGGCGAGAGCAAUGGCAAUGACGUCCACGUCUGCAACGUCAAGUACAAGCGCUGGGCCCUCUUCAACUGUCGAGGGAAGAAGCCCAACCGCAUCUAUGGACAGGCGAUGGCGAUCAUAAAUGGCUCCUUGUACGUAUUCGGAGGCACGACAGGAUACAUUUACAGCACAGACCUGCACAAGCUGGACCUUAAUACCAGGGAGUGGACCCAGCUGAAGCCAAACAACAUGCACUGUGACAUGCCGGAGGAAAGAUACAGACAUGAAAUUGCACAUGACGGGCAGAGGAUUUACAUCUUAGGAGGGGGAACUUCUUGGACAGCCUAUUCCUUGGACAAGAUCCACGCCUACAACCUUGAAACAAACACCUGGGAAGAAAUUGCAACAAAGCCUCAUAAGAAAAAAGAUUUCCCGGCGGCCAGGAGAUGUCACAGUUGUGUACAGAUAAAGAAUGAUGUCUUCGUCUGCGGAGGAUACAACGGAGAAGUGAUCCUGGGAGACAUCUGGAAACUGAGCUUGCAGACCUUCCAGUGGGUGAAACUCCCGGCCGUCAUGCCAGAGCCAGUUUAUUUCCACUGUGCUGCAGUGACUCCGGCCGGCUGCAUGUACGUCCACGGAGGCGUGGUGGACAUCCAAAGGAACAAACGGACUGGCUCUCUCUUUAAAAUGUGGCUGGUUGUGCCCAGCCUCUUGGAACUAUCUUGGGAGAAGCUUCUGGGGUUUUUCCCCCACUUAGCAAACCUCACCAGAUCGCAGCUUUUGCACCUUGGACUCACACAGGGACUCAUCGAGCGCUUGAAAUGAGAAAGCACCUGCUCUUCAAACACUACUUUUAAAAAAGCGACUCCUCUCGCCCCUCUCUUUUCUCUCCCUCUCCCCUCUCUCUCUCUCUCUCGCCCCCCUCUCCUUUUCUCUCUCUAUUUAUGAGCACUGCGGAGGACUGCUGCUAGGAGGAUGGGACGACGCCCGACUCCAAAGCCUUACUCGGCAAAUAUACAUCAGAUGCCUUUUUUUUUUCUUCUGUGAAUUUUUAUUUUAAAGUUUAUGGAAGUCAAGCUUUUUUUUGUUUUUAAUUUAUGGAUACCUAUAAAUACAUCAUGAACGAAAGACGCUGUCGCUCAGCUGAUUUGUACUGCUUUUGCUGCAUGCUUUGUAGUCGCAGGAAGGCAAGGCGGACUGCGUGACGGUCUCUCCUAGUUACUGUUCUGUAAGAUGGCCGUAACUUGCAGCAGUUUCAAAAGGGGAAGGCUGGCUGCUCACUCGGGAACCCAUCGUCGUAGCUCUUGCCACAUCCCCUGCCUCUCUAAAAAAAGAAAAGGCCUAAAUGCGAGCUGGCUUUCUCUGAUCUGUCUUCUUACAGAUGCUACAGUUUGGAAAGACGGGCGCCUUCUGUUGUGACUUUCUGAAAUGCGUGUCAUUUAUUGCCUUUUCAUAUUGAACUGCCUAGUCCAAGACUGGCUUACUUCCAUGUGGCUGGCUGGCUUCAGCACAGGAGUUUAUCCUGAAUGGUGGCAGGAAAGGGAUAUAGAGAGCUGCCCAAGUACCAUUUCUGUUAUGCCUGUCAAUGAAGGAGUUAACGGGGAAAGAGAACUGUGAAUAAGCUGAUGCUAUUUUUUCUUUCUCCUGUCGCAAGUGUGUGUAUGUGUGUUUGUGUGCAUGAGAGAGAGUGUAAGUGAAGGAGGAUUUGGAAAUUCAUGCUCUGUGCAAUAGCUGUUAUUAUCUGCUAGUUUUUCUUCCGUAGAUAGGGGGCUUGCCUCUGCUGGCCUCUCCAGUUCCUGCUUCCACCCCCUGCAAGUUGGUUUGUUUAAAAACCCCAUUCUAUGGCCUGUCUUUUUCCACCAAAACAAAAAACCUUCGUAUUAACCGGUCCUUCAUUUGCAGGAAAUGCCAUGUUGUCACCGCUGCGUUUCUGUUCUUCUUCUUUAGCAGAGGCAAAAUGCCUGACAUUUUGCUGUGGACAGUAUUUGCCUUUAAAAAAACCAUGUCUGUGUCUUAACUGUUGUGUUCCAAAUGGCUGCGGAAAUGUCCUGUAGAAUGUAUACCAAAUCAGCCGUCAAACCAAGCGUCACACCUAGCCUGAGAAACUGGCUUUUUAAUUUUAAUUUUUGGGUUUUGUUUUUUUUUUAAAAAAAAACUGCACAUGAACUAUUAUUGGUA
Molecule: messenger RNA, 2654 nt
Organism: Podarcis muralis (Common wall lizard)
Lineage: Eukaryota; Metazoa; Chordata; Lepidosauria; Squamata; Lacertidae
Gene: KLHDC10
Product: kelch domain containing 10
Biological process (GO): positive regulation of stress-activated MAPK cascade
Molecular function (GO): protein binding
Source: RefSeq, a predicted model, not a curated record